Molecule: messenger RNA, 3036 nt
Organism: Harpia harpyja (harpy eagle)
Lineage: Eukaryota; Metazoa; Chordata; Aves; Accipitriformes; Accipitridae
Gene: C2CD4C
Product: C2 calcium dependent domain containing 4C
Exons: 2
Coding region: 89-1348 (419 amino acids)
Source: RefSeq, a predicted model, not a curated record
GCCGCCGUAUAAAAGCGCGUCCGCGCCCGCCCCGCCCGGGCUGCGGUGGCGGCGGCGGCUCCGCUCCAGCCCCGCACUCAGUGGCAACAUGUGGCUCCUGGAACGGCUGCGCGGCGUGGCGGAGAAUGGCGGGUCCCGGGGUGCAGGGCCGGAAGAGUCCCCGCGGGGGUCCCGCUACAGCAACGUCCUCACCCCCGACAAGAUCCCCGACUUCUUCAUCCCACCCAAGCUGAGCGCGGCACCCGCCGAGGCCGAGGGCCCUGAGACCCCCGCAGCGCCCGCCCUGGGCCCCUCAGCCUCAGAGCAGGACCUGGCCGGGCGCAAACCCCCACGCAGCCCCCGGCCGUCCAGCCGGUCCCGGCCGCGGGCCGCUGGCCGGCACAUCAUCCAGAUUGAGAGCGCCGAGGACUGGACGGCCGAGGGGGGCUUCGGCACCAACGUGGACCCGCAGGCGCAGACGGCCAUGUCGCUGCCCUACGUGCCCAAGGCACAGACCUCCUAUGGCUUUGCCACGCUGGUGGAGAGUCCCCACACACGGCGCAAAGAGUCGCUUUUCCACAGUGAGCACAGCAGCCUCUGCCCCUCACCGGCCACCUCGCCCAGCACCCAGCGCAGAGCCAAGCUCAAUGGCGAGAGCGGGCCCCGGGCGCCCGCUGACCUGGGUGCAGCCCUCAUGCACCCCGGCCGCUACUUCAGCGGCGGCGAGAGCGACACGUGCUCCUCAGCCGAGUCCUCGCCCUUCAGCUCCCCGCUGCUCUCCCGCUCUGUUUCCCUGCUGAAGAUCUUCAGCCAGGAGAGCCAGUCCAAGGUCAUCAAGCUGAAGCACUCGGUGGCCCGCAACAGCUCACUGUCCACUGACGACAGUUCAGCUGACACCAGCCCCAGCGCCCAGCGCCGUGCCAGGAGCGCCCCAGCCGGGGGGCAGCCACCCACUGCCCUGCUGCCCCUGGACCUGCCACCGGGCCGCGACCGGGAGCACAGCCUGCGGCUCAGCCGGGGUGGGAGCCUGCGCCUGGCUGCUGACUACGACCCCUCCAACGCCCGGCUGCGCGUGCGGCUCGUCUCCGCCGAGGACCUCUACGAUGCCCUCGUCGACCUGCGCAGCAUCAACUGCUGCGUCUCCCUGUGCCUCAACCCCGGGAAGCUGCAGAAGCAGCGCAGCACCAUCGUCAAGAACAGCCGCAACCCCAUCUUCAACGAGGACUUCUUCUUUGAUGGGCUGGGCCCUGGCCACGCCAGGAAGAUGUCCCUGAAGCUCAAGGUGGUCAACAAGGGCAGCAGCCUUAAGCGGGACACGCUGCUGGGAGAGAAGGAGCUGCCGCUCACCGCCCUCCUGUCCUGCCUGUAGGCGCUUGCUGCCAGCCCCGGAGAUUGCUGCCUGCCUGUGGGGCCAGGGCGAGGGGGGGAGGCCGGCCCUGUCCCCCAGCCCUGCUGGAGGAGGGCUUGGAAGGGCCCUCGGAGGAGGGACGGGGCCGUGGCAGAGCGUGGGGGUCCACGGGGGCGGCACUGCUGUGGGGCUCUGCCAGCACCAGCCCUCCUGCAGUAGAGCAGGCAGGGCUGGCAGCUGCAGCCUCUCCCCUCUGCUCCCUCCCUUCUCCCUCCUGGGGCUGCAUCUCCCGGAGCCCAGUGGGGAGGCACCGGCCCCAUCUCCACCGGGAAGGAUGGAUGUCAACUGCUGGGCUCUUCCCUCCCUGGUGCCUGUGGUCUCCAGCUGGCCAGCACGAAGGUUGGAGGUGGGUAGAUCUCUGUAGCAUACUUACUGCCACCUCUCUCAAAGCCCCAGCUCCUGGAGUCAGGUGGUACCAUCAAUCUCGGCUUUAAUUUAAAAGACAAGUUUCUAGUCUUGGAAACUGCAGAGAAAAUACUGCAGAGGUGACCCAAGAGUGGGCCAAGGGAGGUGACCCUGGGGGAUGAGUCAGGUUUGUGGUUUUUGAGCCUUUCCUGGACUUCUCCCAGCCCUGCGGGACUGCACAGAUGUGCAAGUCGGCUUGGUCUGACAGUGCAGCCUCCCAGGAUGCCCUCCCUGCCCACCCCCAGCAGUGUCCCCCCCGCUGCUGACCCCCUGCAGGAAAUGGCUCAUGGAGCUUUAGGGGCUUUGGGUUUGCUCAAAUCCAGGAGGCUGCCUGUGCCUGUCCCCUGCCCAUGGGAGGGAGAUGCCAGGGGCUGGCACUGCCAUGGGGGGCCUGGCACCCCUCGCCCUGGGCACAUGGGUGGUCCCGGGCAGUGUCCCAGCAGACAUCCUUGCUGACAAAAGCCAAGGCGACAGGAGUAGCCUCCCUGUGUGCUGGCGGUCUGGCUGGCACUGGGGACAUCCCCUGGUGUUGCUGGGCAGGAGGCAGGCUGAGGCUCCCCUACCCUCUGCCCUCCCUUGCCUGCGGGGGCUUAUGAGCAGCUGCACCCGCCAGGCCAGAGCGAUAUGUCCCAUGGGGCCAUGAAGCCCCUGUGCCCAGCGGGACACAGCUCCCCAAAGGGACUGGCCUGGCUCUGCAGUUUCCCUUUUGGGCGGAGUGGGGUGCUCCCACUGCUUCCCAUCCCUCCCUGCCAUCCCAGUCAACUGGCUGAAGGCACUGGGGGUGGGAGAAAUGCCAGCCGGGGCAUUUCUGCAGAUGGAUAAAACAGACACCUUGUUGUUGUUUGGUGUGGUGUUACCCAUUGCAUCGGGCUCUGCAUGUUUCUGUGGAAGGGAGCAGAAUUCACAGUGCUCCUGUCCCUGCCUGUUGCAGCACGCGUGGACACACGCACACACAUGUGUCCCUCUGUAUUAACCUCUGUUGGUGGCAGUUGAUGUUCCUUCUUUGUCCUUUGCAGCAGAUGGCAGAUUUCAGUGUUGGCUAUUUAUAUCUGAGGCUGAUCUUUCCCAGCGUGUUUUACUUAUGUCUGUAAAUAUGUUUCAGGUACGCGAGGCAUGGUUCUGAUAGCACGGUGUUUGCAUGUCGGGGGGAUUUGGGGUGAUCGUGGCUGUUUGUCGAGCUUGUGGCUGAAAACAAACCGUGCAGGACGUAAGGAGCAGACACAUCCCUCCUUCGCGGGGGGCUU